Messenger RNA from Durusdinium trenchii, 867 nucleotides. The record is from the annotation of a GenBank genome assembly. Lineage: Eukaryota; Dinophyceae; Suessiales; Symbiodiniaceae.
GACCACCCGAGACACCUCGCAGCUCCAAGCCAUGACAGUGCCGCAAUGAGCAACCUGACUUAUGAAUGCCAGGCUCGUCCGAGUUGUGCCAUGUUCUCCAGACGAAUCUGGAGUCCAAGAGAGAGCGACGGACAUAGUGCAGUUCACAGCUGCGAUCUACUUUGUGGAGGAGAGCGAAGGGUUCCUCACCAUCGAUAUCAUGCGAUUGGGCUCCAUGAGGAACACCAUUCAGGUGAGCUACCACACCGAAGACGGUUCUGCAAAGGCUGGCAGCCAAUACAAGGCAACACGUGGAGACGUGGUCUUCAAGGAAAAUGAGUUCCGGCAGUCUAUUCAGAUUCAAGUCAUUGCAAGCCCGUAUUGGGCUCCAACGCUCGAAUUUAAAGUCCGGCUUUGUGAUCCAGAAAAUUGCAGUUUGGGCAAUUAUCUUCACUCCUGCCGGGUCAAAGUCAUCGAUUCCGAUACUUUCCCUUCAAGCAAGUACAAGAGCUUAUUGAUGCAAGGUGAGGAAGGAGUGCGACAGAUUCGUUCUGCAUUUCUAUUCUGGCAAUACUGGAAACUUUGUUUCUUUGAAGUGCCAGGGGUUCGUUGGCGUACUUUACUCACCCUUAUUCUCGACCAGAUCCGGAAUGCCUAUCGUUUUUUGGUUCUUGUUCUGAAUAUCUACCUGGUGGAUGUCCUUUUCAACAAGCAGGAGAGACUUAUAGUUUCCAACCGCAGCGAUACUGCGAUGAUCAUCGGGGGGGCAUUGGUGGCCCCUAUGUUUGUCGUCCACCUGGCUGCGCUUAUUAAGACAAAGAUGGACCUGGCAGGGCACCUGCGCUUAUUCCUACAAAGCAGUCUGUUCCGCAAGUAUUUGAACUACAG